This is a messenger RNA of Oryza brachyantha (malo sina), 734 nucleotides long. RefSeq lists its product as uncharacterized. Bases 52 to 636 code for a protein of 194 amino acids. The record is from RefSeq and is a predicted model, not a curated record. NCBI's taxonomy places the organism in Eukaryota, Viridiplantae, Streptophyta, Magnoliopsida, Poales, Poaceae. The transcript has a single exon.
CCACGCCUUCUCCUCCACCACCAGCGAGAGAUAACGCACCGGACGAACACCAUGCCGCCGUCGGUGCCGCCCACCGCCGCAGCCGCAGCCACCGCUUCCGCCGCGUUCCUCCGGCCGUCCGCAAGUGCGCCGCCUGCAGGCGCCUCCUCCGCUCUGCCCAACGCAGCCGCUGCGUGCCUCAGGCGCUCGGCGCGGGCUUCGCGCCGCCUGGCGGUGGCGCGUGCCGCGGCGUCGGGAGGAGUGGCCGCGGCGGACGGCGGCGCCGAGACGGUGUUCUUCGACGGCGGCGCGCACUACGGCGACUUGGCGGCAAACCUGCUCCUCGGGCUGACCCUGCUGUGGCUGCCGCUCACGCUGGCGGCGGUGUCCCGCGCCUUCAUCCUCCGGUACCGCUUCACCUCCCGCCGCGUGACCGUCAUCUCCGGGCUGUCCGGCGCCGACCGCACCGACUUCCCCUACUCGUCGGUGACGUCCGUGGUGGUGGUGCCGAGGUUCAUCGGCGAGUGGGGCGACAUCGUCAUCACCCUCAAGGACGGCACCAAGGUCGACCUGAGGAGCGUCCCGAGGUUCCGCGAGGUCGCCGACUACUGCCGCUCCAUGGCCGCCGCCGAGGGCUCCCUCGCCGGCAGCACGUGAGCUUAGCCUGUCCAUAGUUGGAGGCGAUGCCAUUUCUUUGCUCAAGUGUACGCUUCUUCUUCUUCUUCCUUUCGAUCUUGAUGAGUUCAAUUCUCGAA